AUGGCAGGUUCCUUAAACAAAGCUGCUGGAAACCAGUCCCAAGCCAGAGACAUCCAAAGAACCGAUGAAUACCAUCCUGCAUGCUGUCAGAAGCAUCCCUUGGACCAGCAUACAUUUGCACCUCCUUUCCUUCAUCAGAUUCAGCCAAGGAAGAGGAAAGAAAAGAAGAAAAACAGCAAACCAAGAGUGGAAGCCCUCAUUGCACAGCCGCGGGAAAGGAGGAUGUUGAGCCCCCAAAUCUCCUAA
This is a messenger RNA of Prunus armeniaca (apricot), 246 nucleotides long. Lineage: Eukaryota; Viridiplantae; Streptophyta; Magnoliopsida; Rosales; Rosaceae. The record is from the annotation of a GenBank genome assembly.